Conger conger (European conger) is the source of this 1772-nucleotide messenger RNA. RefSeq lists its product as uncharacterized. The transcript is spliced from 7 exons. The record is from RefSeq and is a predicted model, not a curated record. Bases 49 to 891 code for a protein of 280 amino acids. NCBI's taxonomy places the organism in Eukaryota, Metazoa, Chordata, Actinopteri, Anguilliformes, Congridae. Gene Ontology annotation, cellular component: membrane.
CCCCAGCAGCUGGCCAAUGGAGAGCAGGCAGAGGGUUCUCACAACACAAUGCUUCCUGCUCUAGAGGGAUCUUCACAGCAAAGUGAGACAGAAUUUCACAGCGGUCGAGGUGUCGACCAUCUUCGCGGCAGAAAGCAGGAACAGGAUCCAGCCAGGAUGCCUUUGUCCGUAACAAAGGGUGAGGGCGUCGCAGUCUUCACUGUGACCUCUGACCCAGGAAGCAAAUGGCCCUUGCUGUGCCAGCUCCUCGGGAUGUUGUGCAGCAGCCCCGGGUGUUUCGCGUCCUGCAGACCCCGGAAGCUCAUGGUUGGCCCCCUGUCAUCAUUAGCGACCGUUCAGAUCAUGGUGGGGCUUUUCACCAUCGGUCUGGGAGCGAACCUCCUGAGCCUAUACGAUGGCCCCUAUUUCAUGUACUACAACGGCGCCCCCUACUGGCUCGGCGCCUGUUUCAUUUUCUCUGGAAUAUUUACCAUUAUUGGGGACAGGUUUCAGAACAUCUGCCUGGUGUUCCUGACUGGCGUUAUUAAUGUGGUGAGUGCAGUUCUUGCUGUUGUCGCGAUAGUUUUCUACUUAGUCGACGAAGGAGCGGUGUUUGACAGGACGUGCUUGGCUUCGGACCGCGACUACUCCCGCUAUGACUACCGCGGCGGCUACCAACGAACUCCAGUGAACUUGACGGACGCGGAACUGAGAGCUAAGGACACCAACCUGCAAUUCUGCCAGAUGUACAAGAAUUUCGUGCAGCCUUUUGCGAUUGGCCUGAAGGUGCUGCUGGUGGCCACUGCUGCUCUCCAGCUCUGCGUCACCAUCAGUGAGGCGGUUUUUGCCAUGAAGGCACUGAACAAGAACAGCAAGAAGCAGCAGGCCCCUGAGGUUACCUACGUCGGUUAAGCAGCCACUCAUGGAGGAGCUGACAUCCCGAAGCCCAGCUUUUUUCACUCCUGCCACCUAUCAGUUCUCCCUGUGUGUCAGACUCAGGGCUGCAUCUCGUUAGCCGGAAAGCACACACACCUUCACUCCACUAACCCCCUCCCCCCACUCCGUGCCCUGGAAAAUCUCUUGUGGACUCCCUCCACUGUCCCAUUUUCAAAGUAGAUAAAGAACUUCUUCAGCCGCGCCCUAUGUGUUGUUGUUAUCGUGCAUAUCAUCCUACCCAGGUGUGCGAAAUGUCAGUUUGUUUUUGUGGCUCAUAUCCUACAAACAAAUUCGGCAAUUUAAAACAGGGAAGCCGGUUUCUAUACACUCACCGAGCACUUUGUUAGGUUUUUUUAGACUUCUACUGCUGUAGCCUAUCCACUUAGAGUUAUAAUGCGUUGUGUGUUCAGAGAUGCUCUUCUGCAUACCACUGUUGUAAUGUGUGGUUAUUUGCGUUAUUGUCACCUUCCUGUCAGCUUUGACCAGUCUGGUGAUUCUCCUCUGAAAUCUCUCAUUAACAAGGCGUAUCUGUCUGCAGAACUGCUGCUCACUGGAUGUUUUUUGUUUUUUAUUCACCAUUCUCUGCAAACUCUAGAGACUGUGUGAAAAUCCCAGAAGAUCAGCAGUUUCUGAGAUACUCAAACCACCCUGUCUGACUCCAGCAAUCAUUCAUCAGUCAAAGUUUCUUAGAUCACAUUCCUUCCCCAUUCUGACAUUUGGUCUGAAAAACAGCUGAACCUCUUGACGACGUCUGCAUGCUUUUAUGCAUUUAGUUGCUGCCACAUGAUUAGCUGAUUAAAUAUUUGCAUUAACAAGUUGGUGAACAAGUCUACCUAAUAAAGUAUAUAAUAGAUUAA